Penicillium canescens is the source of this 678-nucleotide messenger RNA. RefSeq lists its product as uncharacterized. Gene Ontology annotation, molecular function: oxidoreductase activity, acting on paired donors, with incorporation or reduction of molecular oxygen; iron ion binding; heme binding. The coding region runs from base 1 to 678 and encodes 225 amino acids. The transcript is spliced from 2 exons. The record is from RefSeq and is a predicted model, not a curated record. Lineage: Eukaryota; Fungi; Ascomycota; Eurotiomycetes; Eurotiales; Aspergillaceae.
AUGACUUUAGACAUCGCAACAGCCCUUCUUUUCGGUAGAUCAGUCUACACAUUGCGGGCUGGUAUUGACCAGCAUGAGGAGAACAGACUAUUUGCAGAAAGUUUUGAUAUUGCACAAGAGGGCCUUGCCAAACGCUUUCGCAUAGCACCUUGGCAAUUCCUCUAUAACCCUCCAAAGUUCCGAAAAGCGUGCGCCAACGUCCACCGCUUUGUCGAGGGAUAUAUCAAAGAGUCGAAACUGGAGAACGUUGAAAUUCACGAGAAGAAAGGAUAUGGAUUUAUAAAGCAGAUUGCUGAGAAGCCAUCAAGCAUAGAAGAGCUCCGCGAUCAGCUACUCAAUGUUUUGCUUGGUGGCCGGGAUACGACGGCAUGCUGCUUGUCUUGGACAUUCCGGUUGCUUGUCCGCAAUCCCCGGGUAAUGAACCGUCUGCGACAAGAGAUUGCUUCUGUCAUAGAAGCCUGUCCAACGCCGACUAGGGACCAGAUCGGGAAGAUGCUAUAUCAUAAGUCUGUCAUCAAAGAAAGUGGGUUCAGAUCUUCCCAAGGUCCAGAGGGUCUCGACUCACGGAACGAUCAACUGAUCUCCUCGUUACUUCAGGUCUCCGUCUUUAUCCUCCUGUUCCGCUUAAUAAUCGCGAAGCGCUGCGAACCACUGUUCUACCAACCGGGGGCGGUGUAG